Molecule: messenger RNA, 1095 nt
Organism: Vidua chalybeata
Lineage: Eukaryota; Metazoa; Chordata; Aves; Passeriformes; Viduidae
Gene: C3H6orf58
Product: chromosome 3 C6orf58 homolog
Exons: 6
Coding region: 1-1095 (364 amino acids)
Source: RefSeq, a predicted model, not a curated record
AUGUGGCUCCACUUUGGCAUACAUGCUCUUCUUGUAGUGACUCUUACCCUGAGUCCUGUGACUGCUGCAGCGCAGAGUGAAAACGAUGUCACUGGAGAAGAUGUCUAUCCCCCUCUGUGGCACCUGGCCCCUGAAAACCUGCUGGAUUUCCCAGUAAAGGACAACAAAAUUGUCAUCAGUGCUUGGAACUAUCAAGAUCGACUGGGAGUGUAUAAGAGCUUGCUAAGUGCUUCGGCCAAAUAUUUUGAUGCCUUUGGAUCCCAAAACAGUGGCAAUAUUCUCUGGGGAUUACCAGUGCAGCAUGGGUGGCAAUUUCGUACAGGUAGGUUAGCAGAUCCUUCUGGUGUGACUUCCUGUGGCUAUGAAAAUGGAGAGCUCCUGUGCCAAUCUGUAAGAAGCUGGUGGUCCUGUAUGAAUUACUAUCUGUCCAUUAUACCCUUUCUGGGGGCAGUGGAGGCUGGUCUCUUUGGGCAGCUGCCAUAUGAGAUAGAAAUAUUGCCACCAGAGGAGCAAAAAGAUGAUUUCUGUUACAGCGUUAAAGACUGCUGGUCUCGCAUGCCCAAGCUCAUGGAUGACUGGAAGGCCUUCUUUGAAUAUCUGUUAUCUACAGAACACAAAGCUGUGAGUUCUGCCAGCCUCUCCUCCUUCAAACUGGAUGAUGCCCUUGGCCUCAUGUGGAAGGCACACACCUCCUCCAUUGCUUACGCACUCCCCAAAUUCCAGGACAGCUUAAAAUAUCUCUCUGAUCCAGAAGCAAAUUUUGGUGAAGACUGGGCUAAUGCUGUAGAUUUCAUUGCCGCCACACACUUCAGUACAGACUUACAGACCACAAACCACUUCCAGGUCUUCCUGCCCCAGAAGAUGCUUGUUGAAGGGGAUGUUCCCCCAUCCAUUAGUGACUUCAGUCCAGAGCAAAAUAAGGUCCUGGUGUCACUGAGAGUUCUUCACAAAGUAAAUAAAUUAACAGGAGGAUUGCUGCUGAAGCUCUGGCAGAAGGCUAUGUCUACCGAAGCAGGAAGAAAAAAGGGCCGAGAACUGAUUGAAAGCUUGACUUCGAGCCAGAAGCUUGAACUACUUGACCUAGUAGGAAUUUAG